AUGUCACAUAAUACUGAAACUCCAAUUAUUGCCGCUUCUCAAUCAAUCGGUGUUGGCUCUUUCAUGACCUCAUCGUUUCUUCCUUCUUCAACCAAAAUAGUUCUCUUAGAAAGAACCAAUUAUAUCCUCUUGGAAUCUCAAAUAACGCCUAUUCUAAAAUAUCAUCGUCUCUAUAAAUAUCUUGAUGAUUCAUAUGAAACACCAGCUCAAGAACUUGUUGAUGCCGUAACUGAAGAAAAAUCUCCUAAUCCAGCUUAUGAAGAAUGGGAAGUCAUCGACCAAACCAUUAUGUCUUGGAUCAACUGCUCUCUAACUGAAACUAUGAAAUCAGAAUGUGCUCGACGAGGCAAUUCUCGCGUUAUCAAGGAAAUCUCUGACUCCUUAGCUGCUGUUCUACAACCUGUAUAUGAUCUUGAACUUGUCUCCACAACUUUGCGUGGAUUGGGAGCUGAUUAUACAAGUAUUUAUACAACUGUCAUUGCUAGAACCUCUCGACCAACCUUUACUGAACAUCAUGCCCUUCUUCUCCAUCAUGAGUCUCAUCUGCAAUAUCUUCGAGGUCUUGAAACUUCGGCAUCUGACUUGCAAAACUCAAAUGCUUUCUUUGCUGGUUCUCAAUAUAGUGGUCUUGGCCAAUCUUCAAAUCAUGUUCGUGGCUCCUUUAAUGGUCGUGGAAAUUGGAACUCAACUGGUAAUGGUCGUGGUCGUACCAACUGGAAUACUAAUGUUCGUCCAAAUUGGAAUUCAAAUGGUCGUGGAAAUUGA
This is a messenger RNA of Papaver somniferum (opium poppy), 765 nucleotides long. RefSeq lists its product as uncharacterized. The record is from RefSeq and is a predicted model, not a curated record. NCBI's taxonomy places the organism in Eukaryota, Viridiplantae, Streptophyta, Magnoliopsida, Ranunculales, Papaveraceae. Bases 1 to 765 code for a protein of 254 amino acids. The transcript is spliced from 2 exons.